Molecule: messenger RNA, 1526 nt
Organism: Erinaceus europaeus (western European hedgehog)
Lineage: Eukaryota; Metazoa; Chordata; Mammalia; Eulipotyphla; Erinaceidae
Gene: TMEM106C
Product: transmembrane protein 106C
Exons: 8
Coding region: 152-904 (250 amino acids)
Source: RefSeq, a predicted model, not a curated record
CAGACGCGAGCGCCGACCCACAGUCCUUUGCCUGCUUGCCAGGCGGCGCGGCGCGGCGCGUGCGCAGUGGGUGCGCGCAGCUGGGAGGCCGCUAGGUAGAAGGGGCAGGUAGAACCGCGGCUGGACAUGCCACAGGCGGCACCGCGCGGCCAUGGGGGCCCGCCACUCCGCUUUUGCUCGGCCCCGUUCCUGCAAGCGAAGGAAAGAAGAUAAUGGGGACGAUCUGCUGGCCGAGCGAGAGCAGGAGGAAGCCAUCGCGCAGUUCCCGUAUGUGGAGUUCACCGGGCGAGACAGCGUCACCUGCCUCACCUGCCAGGGGACGGGCUUCAUCCCAACAGAGCAAGUAAACGAGCUGGUGGCUUUGAUUCCGCACAGCGAUCAGAGACUGCGCCCUCAGAGAACUAAGCAGUAUGUCCUCCUGUCUGUCCUGCUCUGUCUGCUGGCCUCUGGCUUGGUGGUUUUCUUCCUGUUUCCACAUUCGGUCCUCGUGGAUGACGGUGGCAUCAACGUGGUGAAAGUCGCGUUUAAUAAGCAGGACUCCCUCGUCGUCCUCGCCAUCACGGCCACCCUGAAAAUCAAGAACUCCAACUUCUACUCGGUGGCAGUGACCAGUCUGUCCAGCCAGGUUCAGUACAUGAACACGGUGGUGGGCACACACGUGACCACCAACGUCUCCCUCAUCCCACCUCGGAGCGAGCAGCUGGUGAAUUUUACCACAAAGGCUGAGAUGGGAGGACCCUACUCCUAUGUGUACUUUUUCUGCACAUUACCCGGCAUCCUGGUGCACAACAUCGUCAUCUUCAUGCGGACGUCAGUGAAGAUUUCCUACAUUGGCCACAUGACCCAGAGCUCCUUGGAAACUCAUCACUACGUGGACUGUGGAGCCAGUUCCACGGCCGUUUAGAAGCUGCCUUUGGUUUCCUUCAGGGGAGCGCCUCUCGGACAGCGUCUGUUCCCGGGGCCGGGGCCUGAGUGCCGAGCCUACCCAGAUGGUGAAAGUGGCAGGGAAAUCGGUCUCUCCAUCCCAGCAGACACCCUCCUCCUCACCUGGGAGGAUCGCUCCUUUCCGCAGCACCCUGUGUUUCAGCACCAGCAGAGUCACUGCCCAGCGUCGAACCAUCCUCAGCAGAUAAUAAGCGCUCAAAGCAGGUUUGAAGAAUCCAGCUCAGAUCCUCCCAGCUGCUCUCAGGAGCUCCUCAGUAGCUCGUUCCCUCGGGCCGCGUUAGAGCUGGGAUAUGGGGCCUUGUCUCCACAGAAGAGGCAGCAGGGAGGGAGCCUUGGAAAACAGAAGAAAGCACAGACAAAGGUGUAACUUAUUUUUCUUCACUUCUCCUAAAUGCCUAGUGACUUGAGAGAAAAAAAGAAAAAAAAAUUUUUAAAAAAAAAGACUUUUUUUUUUUUCCUGUAGAAAGUUGACUGUUGUUUUUGCCAGGAAUCUAUGUGGGGUUUGAUUCACCCCCUAUCCAUUGGCUGGAACAUGGAUUGGGGAUUUGGUAGAAAAAUAAACUGCUUUUGAUUCUUCCGUG